UCCAUGACCAAACACACCAUGCAAUUAAAUCUCAUUAAUCAUGUAUCAAUCAGUGUGAACGUGGCAGAUAGAGUUGUCAACAAGUUGAUUGCUAUAGGUCACUCGAGUAACUUCUUUCUGUUUGCAAAGUCACAGACGUCUCUCCUUGUACCACAGUUUAUGUGGAAGUGCCUACAACAAUUACAAGAUGUCUUUCAGCUCAAAAAACUUCAGAAAACUCAGCAAUUUUGAAGUGAUGAUCAUCGGAUGUUUCCUCUGUCUGCUGGCUCUUUGUGUUGGUUUACUAAUCUUCGGCUGGCUUGUGAUCCGGCAACCCCAUUCCCUGGAUAUCCACAAUGUGACCAACCAGCCUUCCCAAGCCUCAAGGGGGUCCUUUAAAAUCACCCAAGGAGCCUCAUACACGACUAUGUUACAGAACAAAUCCUCAAUACAAUUCAAGGCACUUGCCUUUGAAGUCGAACACCUGGUUCAGAAGGUGUUCAUGCAUGGUGGACUCCGUAACGAAUACAAAGACUGUCAGGUCUUACAGUUCAAAAACGGGACCGUGAUUGUAUUGUUCAAUCUUUAUUUCUCUACCACUGUGUCAAACAUCAAGGUGAAGACUGAAAUGCGGACCGCCAUCGAAACUAACCAGGGAUCAUUUCUGGGAAACUUCCGAGUUGACACGGACAGCAUUCAGAUCACAGCACCAGGAGAAUGGACAACUCAACAACCACCAAGCAAGCCAAUACCAACAAACAAUGGACAGCAAAGCAGCCAGCAAGUAAGCCAAAUGUCAACGCCAGGACAUUGCCUCCCAGGAAAUAGGACAUGUGCUGAUGGUAUAACCUGUAUCGAUGAGGUCUUGUUCUGCAAUGGAGAAGCAGAUUGCCCAGACAGUUCAGAUGAAAAUGAACAUCAUUGUGCUACACCCUGCGAUGGAAAAUUUCUGCUGACUGGUACAACUGGUUCCUUUCAUUCAAAUAAUUUUUCCAAUCUGUACAACCGUAACAUUGUCUGCCGAUGGAUUAUAAGGUAUCAUAGUAUUGAGGUUGGCAUAGACCAAUCAAAAAAGGAGAGAUUUUCAAAAAAGUCUCAACCAGCGAACACUAACCAAAGGAAGUUGGAGCUGAUAAGUUAUGUUGGUAUUGAAACUUCUAAUACAUGAUGUGCGUUUGUGACCAGAGUUGAACCAGGAUUUUACAUUCAAGUGAGUUUCACUGACUUCGAAGUCAACUUAUGGACUGACUAUCUCUACCUGUACCAAGGAAUAGGAUCCCGUAAGGAAUUAAUCGCUUCACUUACAGGUUUCAAUCCUGGAUCUGUAAGGAUUUUUUCAAACGAGGCCACAGCUGAAUUCUGGGCUGAUGAAUUCCCGUCUUCUGGCUUUGGUUUCAAUGCAACGUUCACCGUGUUUAACAUUACUCUUACCAGCAAUCAGGAGAAAGUGAACUGCAGUUUUGAGAAUGGAUUUUGCUACUGGAGACAAGAUCUAACUGAUGAGGGUGAUUGGGAGAGAUCCAAUGGGCCAACGUACCCACCAUUAACUGGCCCAAAUAAUGACCACACAUAUGGGAACCAAUCAGGAUAUUACAUCACGACUCCAUUACAACCAUCUAACAAGCCAAGGAAGAUCCGACUCUUCAGCCCUAUGUUAUCUGUUGAGACUGAGCCUUCAUGUCUCGGAUUCUGGUACUACAUGUAUGGAAGACAAGUUUCUCGCUUGCGUGUUUACAUCACCAGCAACACAAAUGUGUUACAGACAGCCUUCCAGAAAGAGGGAAACUACGGCAAUCAGUGGAAUUAUGGGCAACUGACGAUAAAUGAAACCGAGAAAGUAAUGGUUGUCUUUGAAGCUGUUAAGAAUACUGGACAAUUUUCUGAAAUCGCGUUGGAUGAUAUAUCACUUACAAAUAGCAACUGUAAUGAGAGUGAAUACCCAGAGCCAACAGCUGAACCACAACCCACAACUCCAAUUCCUGGACCAACUGACUGUGGAGGACCAUUGGAACUAAGGGAACCAAACACAACCUUCAGCUCAAUAAAUUUCCCCAAAAACUAUGUGAAUAAUGCUUUUUGCACAUGGUAUUUAAUCACAGACAAGGGUAAAAAUAUCCAACUCCAUUUUGAAGACUUCGACUUGGAAAAUAUUUUUGAUGUGUUGGAGGUCAGAGAUGGGAGAGGAAAAGAUUCAUUACUGAUGGGUGUGUAUACAGGUCACCGUUCCUUGAAUGAUCUCUUCUCCACCAGAAGUGAAAUGACAGUGUUUUUCACCUCAGACAAGAGUGAAACCAGAAGCGGAUUCCAGGCAAAUUUCACAACAGGAUUUCACUUAGGACUGCCAGCUCCGUGUGCUACCACAGAUUAUCAGUGUAGAAAUGGUUCAUGUAUUUCUAUGGAUAGGUUAUGCAACGGCCAUCAAGAUUGUGAAGAUGGAUCUGAUGAAAAACAUUGUGUGCGCCUAUUGAAUGGAUCUCGUAGCAGUGAUGGGUUGGUGCAGUUCAAUUUGAAGACCGAAUGGUGCUCAAUAUGUGUAGACAAUUGGUCAGAGAACAUAUCAAAUGCCUUAUGUGUGGAGUUGGGCUUUAGAAACAUCAACAAAACAUCAUCAAUUUCUGCUGAUGGCAAUGAGCCCUCCGUAAAACUGGAUAAGAACUCGAAUGGAAGUUAUGUUUUCAUACCAAGUACAACAUGUCAUCAGAACAAAGUAGUGUACCUGAAUUGCAACAGGAAAUCAUGUGGGAAGAGUCUGCACGAACCAAAGGGUCUUGGAAAGAUAGUAGGUGGUAUGGAUGCAGCAGAAGGCACAUGGCCCUGGAUCAUUUCUCUUCAUUUUGGCUUUCGGCAUAUGUGUGGAGCCACACUACUCAGUGAUCAGUGGAUCGUUUCAGCAGCUCACUGUGUUUAUAGGAGAAACCUUGAACCCUCUCACUGGAAGGCAAUCCUGGGCCUACGCACACAGCUCAAUUUAACCUCCCCACACAUACAGAUUCAAGCAAUUGAUCGAAUCUUGAUGAAUCCUCAUUACAACAGGCGGACUAAGGACAGUGACAUUGCCUUGCUGCACUUGGUUUCUGCAGUGACUUACACGGCGUUUGUUCAGCCUAUGUGCCUCCCAGACAGGAACCAGCAGUUCUUACCAGGAAUGAAUUGUUACAUUGCUGGUUGGGGUGCCCUAUCAGAAAAUGGGCCACCAUCAAAUGUUCUGCAGGAUGCAGUGAUCCCUCUCAUAUCCAAUCAAGAAUGUCAAGAGGAGUUGCCACAGUAUAACAUUACGGGGAACAUGGUUUGUGCUGGUUAUGGAAAAGGAGGUGUGGACACAUGCCAGGGAGAUUCAGGAGGCCCUCUCAUCUGUAAGCAAGACAGUCAGUGGUACCUGGUCGGAGUUACCUCCUUUGGACAUGGAUGUGGGCUCCCUCACAGUGCAGGGGUUUAUGCACGCGUUACAACAUUUGUGGAUUGGAUAGAAGAGAUUAUUAAAUUUUACACUAUUUGAACAUACUUAAGGUUUGCCUUAAUAUUCAAAAGGUUUAGUUUUCUCUGGUAACAUUUUGUUAAGUGUAAUCGCAUGUAAUUCCCCAUGUGCUACUUUACCACAGCUCAUCAACUUUUUGUUUGCCAUAGGUAAAGCAGCACACAAAAAUCAUCCAUGCCACACAAGUGCCAGGCAAUGACCAUCUCCAACAAGAGUGAAGCUAGCCACUAGCUCCCUUCACAUUCA
Chiloscyllium plagiosum (whitespotted bambooshark) is the source of this 3700-nucleotide messenger RNA. The record is from RefSeq and is a predicted model, not a curated record. Lineage: Eukaryota; Metazoa; Chordata; Chondrichthyes; Orectolobiformes; Hemiscylliidae.